ACUUUGAUUCGUUACUACAAAUGACUUCUUACAUUAUUAACGGAGACAUUAUAAUCUUGCAAAUGACUUUGAUUCGUUACUACAAAUGCCUUCUUACAUUUUUUUCCGCAAUGUUAUGAUUACCUAUAAGGAUGAAAUGUAAUAAUAUAUGAUUAAAUUUAAACAUACAAAAAUGAGAGGGAUAAAUGAUUGAUUUCUUCGGCUCACCAUUACGCAUUUAGUGAAGAGAGGCUGUCAUGCUGUAAAGCGUUGAAUAGAAACACAUUCAAUGGAACAAAUUGAUUCCGUAAAACAAAAUAUCACUGAUGAUAAAAAAGAAGCCGUUAAAAAAGGAGAUUAAGCAUCGAAACAACGCGAAGAAAGGCUCGAGAAAAUAUAGCCGUUGGAGACAGGAGGCAAAAGCAGUAAAAAGAAAAAGAAAAAAAAUAGUAAUUCAAAAUAUGACCGUUGUGAUAUUAGUAUAUAUAUACUCGUCCCUUGUCCCUUAUUUUUAUUCAGAUUACAAAAUACAUUCCCUCUGAAAAAAGGAACCAAGAAAGUUCCACUUCUCACUCUCUCACUCUCACUCUCUCACUCUCACUCUUUCAUAGCUAGCUCUUUGAUUCGAUCUGAUAAUAUAUCAUGGAAGGAACAACUGCGAUGGUUGACCAGACGUACGAGUUCUUGGCUAAUGCGAUGGUUCGAUGGAAGACGUACAACCGCUGCUCCGUUGAUCUCACAGCAGUUCCAAGGGACAAAACAAAACGCCUAAGCAGAUAGAAAACAAGGACUGAAACUGUUUCCCCCUCCUAACACAGAAGCAGCAACCUGCUAGAAAAGUAGCUAGCCCUUCUAAGGAAUCCAUCUGCACUGAGGGUAAAACCAGUCACAUUCGUCUCAACCGAAAGGAACUAAUCAGAAAAUUGUGAAAAAGGUUUAUGUCCGUGAGCAAGAGCACGCGAGACUUGUCACUGCCUCAUGCCAACACUUGUCUUCCACAGUGCAGGGGACAUAGGUUUACGGAUCAGGAAGUUGACCCAGAUGAUUGUGUUGCGGUGAAGGAUUGGUGGUUCAACACUGGAUUCCACUCAGCAAGUGAUAGUCUAUCUACACAUUCCACUCAGCAAAUGAUAGUCUAUCUACACAGCUAUGGAGCAAUAUGAAGAGACCAUUGAAAAAUCUUGAGGUUGCUCACUUGCUCAUCAGAAAGUAAAAACGGCGAUGCAAAAGGCGAUUCAGUGAUCUAGGGUUUCGAUGCUUCAAAGGGAUUGGGAUCCGGGGAUUGGAGAGGUAUUAUCGGAUCAUUGGGAUUCAGAGAGUCGAUUUGGAGAUGGGAUUCUCCAUGAUCGGAAUGUUGCAGAUGGAAGAUUGGAUUUUCCUUCUGAUUUUAGAACGGCUGGCUUGAUCGAGGGUGAAACAAUGAUUGAGAUUUGGAUCUGGCGAAAACAAGGAAGUAUGAAGUUUGGGUCCUUGAUUUUUAUUUCGAUCAUCUUUAAGACGAAAUUGAAUCAAGGAAGAGGUAUAUCCUUUCUUUCCUUUCGCUGGUUUUUUCAGAGAUGUGGAGAUAUGGAGAAAUUCUGCAAAGGGUUUCAUAUGGAAAGUUCGAUGAUAUUUGUACAAGACAAGCGGGAUUACCGAAUAAGUUUGUGGUUAAUGGGAUUAUUAUGGGCAUUUGAUUUUGUUAUCACGAAUCAAAUCAGAAUUAGGGAAAUUAAGGAAAUUAUUGGGAUUUUGGUUCAGUAUAAAUGGACGAAAGGGUUCUUUCCUUGGAUCAUAGACCUUGCAACUUUCUCUCUUGCAAUUGAUAAAGUUCACAGCUUUAUUUUUCUUCUUUUCGCUAUGUCACAGAGUCAACUUUUGGGAAAUGGGGGGGAGGUGAAGAACGGAGAAGGAGUUCGCAAACGUCUGAAGAUAUCAGUGGCCCACUUUGAUAAUUCGGCUCUCAUCAAGAACUUUUCCAAGACCCUUCUCGGGAGAUGUAUGAAUCCGGAGAAGCAGGAGAUGCCGGCUCUAAUUUCGAAUCUCCCGAAGAUAUGGAAACUGGAAGAGAGGGUUGUUGGUACGGAUUUGGGGUUUGGGAAGUUCCAGUUUGAUUUCGAAACGGUGGAAGAUAUGGAAGGGGUUCUCAAGAAUCAACCUUUUCAUUUUGAUUACUGGAUGUUGGCUUUGGCGCGGUGGCAACCAAAAAAGUCCCUGCUCUAUCCAUCGGAAAUACCUUUUUGGGUUCGAAUCAUUGGAGUCCCGGUGGAGUUCAAAACGGAAGCCACUUUUGAGAGCAUUGGAGACGCCAUAGGAAGAACGGUGACCGUAGAUUUGGAUCACUCUCGAGUGCAAGUGGUGGUUGAUGCGUUUAAAGAAUUGUGCUUUGAAACCACGAUAGAUUUCAAUGGUGGGGAGUUCUAUGAUGGUGAGGAAGCUCCGGUAUCACUGCGGUAUGAGAAGCUGUUUGGAUAUUGUCAAGUGUGCGGGAGUCUUUGCCACAAGGACGACGUCUGUCCCCUAGAUGUGAAGAACACUAAGAAGAGUCCAGAAAAGAAACGUGAGGGAAGAGAAGGUAAUGGGGUUUGGCAUGAUGGAGCGAAGUACGAUGAUCGUGCAAGGAGUUAUAAAGGUGUAGUCAUUAAUGGAAAUGCGAAUCAACAGCAAAAAGAAAGAGAGGGCCGUGAGUAUUAUGGCAAAGGUAAAGGCAAAAUGGGGGAAGAAACCGAUUCAAAAUGGAUGAAGGUGCCAGAGAGAGGAAAUAAGAGAGCCAACAACAACCGUGGAACUUAUAGAGGAGAUGGGGAGGCUUCUCGAUACAGACCUGCCAGGCGAGAGGACUCAAGGUCUGGUGUUCAGAGUGGGCAUCUUCGACACUCUUCAGAACAGACUAAGCAACCGUUUCAACAAGAGGUUCGUGAGGAAGUUCGAGAGGAGGGUGAGAUUAGGUCCGUUGCGGAGGCUCGCAUAAUGCCACCCUCUCAGGCGUUUCAAGUGGAACUGGCCAAUACUCAGGCUGAGGGAACAACAGUCAUCUCGGAUCCUACUGACGUGGACCGUGGAUUGGCAGAGGUACAUGGUAUGCAGGAGGAUCAAGUUGACUUAGAAGAUGAGGAUGUGAUGGACAUGGAUGAGAUUAAGGCUCAUCUACUUGAGAAUGGGAUUGAUAUGGAUGCAGAGGAUUUUUUAGAAGAGACAGCAGAGGAAGAAACUGAGGAAGUGAUCAAGGAACAGGCAGAAGAUAACAAUGCUCAUGUUACAGAUGGGGGGACUGUGGAAGAGGAGCAAGGCCCGGUUGCUGGAAAUGCGGAGAAGAAACCAGGACUACGUAAGAGGCUGUUCAAGGCAUCGACCGGUACUGCGGGUAGUAGUAAAUUGAGAGCAUUUAAUGCGCUUGCGUCCCCACGCAAGCGAGCUGCAGCGAAGCCAGGAGUGCGUCCGGGAGAUACCAUCAAGCAAGCGGAGAGUAAGGGUGCUUCAAACCUGAAACUUGGGACACAGAAGAUUUGAUUUAUGGUUAGUAGAUGUUCUAAAGGUUUCUCAAGCAGGCUGGGCUUGUCUUAUGUUUUACUUUGUUUUCUGGUUUUAAUAAGCUCUAUGAGCAAGUGCGUUUUCUCUGUUUCGAAGUGUUGUAAGAGACUGGUUUUAUUUGUGGUUUCCUUGGGGGAGAAGCAACGAUUUAAUACAACAGUCUUUUGUUAUUGGCUUUGUAAUCGUAUUGGCUAUUUUGAUGGAUAUUGGAUUA
This is a messenger RNA of Brassica napus (rape), 3703 nucleotides long. RefSeq lists its product as uncharacterized. Lineage: Eukaryota; Viridiplantae; Streptophyta; Magnoliopsida; Brassicales; Brassicaceae. The record is from RefSeq and is a predicted model, not a curated record. The transcript is spliced from 5 exons. Bases 1234 to 3468 code for a protein of 744 amino acids.